AUGAUUAUAUUUUAUUUGGCUCUUCUGUACUAUGCUAACACCGAUGCAGAUUCUCAGACGAAAUCGAACCAGAAUUAUCUUUUAAAAAAUCAUGAGUCAUCCAAAAUAUCAAGGAAAAAGGCACGAAAAUAUGAUAAGCAUGGUUUAAGUAAUUUUACAGAUUACUCUUUCGCGUCGAAAACGGAAACCAGUAAUAGCGAAGUGCAUGCAGGGAAGGACGGCAAAAAAGAGGAGAAGGAAAAAAAGAAUGACACGGGAAAAGAUGAUUUGAAGGGGAAACAGGAGGAACAUGCAGUGCCCGAGGGGGGGGUAAAACAAGCGGUGCAGGAAAAAAAUGGCGAGAAAAAACCAUCAAAUGAGGAGAAGAGUAAAAAGGAAAGCAAGGAUGACGCAGAGGAGGACGAUAAUGUGGACGAGGAGGGAGAAGAUGACAGCGAUGGCGAAGACGACGAAGAAGACGGGGAACCCAAAAUAAAUUCCAAAAAAGAAAAAGGAAUUUUAAAGGAAGACAAAAAGGGAGGGGAUAACAAAGAAAAGAAAAAACAAACAAAAGGAGAUUUCGAUGAUGACGAAAAUUCUGAGGAAGACGAAGCAGAUGAUGAAAACGAGGGUGAUGAUGACGACGAAGACGACGAGGAGGAAGAAACAGGAAAGAAACCAUCACAGAAAAAAAAUAUUGGGAAACAACAAAAGGAGAGCAACAAAAAUGGCGAUAAAGGUAAAAAAGAAAUAAAUGCCCACGGAGGCCAUGAGAACAAGCAUGAAGAUCAUCACGGGGCGCCCACUGUGGGGAAGCACCAGGGGGACAACAACGACAAACAACACGGCCAAAAAACGCACAACACCACACAUGAAAAACAACAGAGCGGUAAAGAAGCUAAUAACAACAAUGCUAGUCAUAAUAACCCAGAAGUAAAAACAAACGCGCCAAAUUUAAAUAACAUUGAACAGAAGCAACCUACAAGCCCGCCCCCGUCCAACGUGGCGCAGAAGGUAGUUCCAACUGUAAACGCGUUCGUACCGAAGAAACAGGAUCCAAUUUCCCCCUAUAACAAUAACGUCAAAAUAAACGAAGAUAUACACAUCCCUGAUGACAUUAAAAAAGAUUUUAUGAAACUGCUAAGAAGCGUCGUUCAACUUAACAUUAAGGAAGCCCUCCACCAGGGGAACAAUCAUCACCCACAUGGAGAUCAGCAGAAAAACUCCUCAGGCAUGCCACCAACGUAUAUGAAUGCUCCCCAUGGGAAUGGAACAAAGAACACAUCCUUUUUAAACAAACUGACAGACCAUUUUAAAAAAUAUAUGAUGUACUACUUAGGAGGCCUUGUGGUUUUGUCUGCAUUUGUAUUGGCUAUGCAGUGUUCAGACGUAAGCGACAAAAAGAGAAAGAACCCUGCCAAAAGGGACAGAACUAAAAUUACCAAUUAUAGAAGAGACAUCGAAAGCUGA
Messenger RNA from Plasmodium coatneyi, 1449 nucleotides. RefSeq lists its product as uncharacterized. The record is from RefSeq and is a predicted model, not a curated record. The transcript has 4 exons. Bases 1 to 1449 code for a protein of 482 amino acids. NCBI's taxonomy places the organism in Eukaryota, Apicomplexa, Aconoidasida, Haemosporida, Plasmodiidae.